Nerophis lumbriciformis (worm pipefish) is the source of this 3111-nucleotide messenger RNA. NCBI's taxonomy places the organism in Eukaryota, Metazoa, Chordata, Actinopteri, Syngnathiformes, Syngnathidae. The record is from RefSeq and is a predicted model, not a curated record.
AUGGGUCGGGAAUCGCGACAUUACAGGAAACGCUCGGCGUCUCCUCGGCGAUCCGGUAGCCGCUCGAGAAGUCGUUCUCCGGAUAAACGCUCCAAGAAGGACGACCGGGACCGAAGCCGGAGGGAGAGGUCUCGGAGCCGGGACAGACGUAGAACUCGCUCUCGAUCCCGGGACAGGAAGCGCCACUGUAUUAUGCGCAGGCGCUCCAGGAGCAGAGAGAGGAGGAGGUCCAGAAGCCGUGAACGGAAGAAGUCCGGAAGCAAGGGCCGGACGAGGAGGUCGCGCUCGGCCAGUCCUGGCAAAAGCAAGAAAACCGAUGAAAAGUCAAAGAGUAGAGAGAAAGAAAAUGUUGAUAUUGCAUCUGACAAAAAAAAGAUUAAGGAGGAGAAGGAAGAGGAGAAAGUUGAUGAUGUAAGUGACUUUGACCAGAACAAACUGGAGGAGGAGAUGAGGAAGCGGAAGGAGCGUGUAGAGAAGUGGCGCGAGGAGCAGCGCAAGAAGGCCAUCGAGAACAUCGGCGAGAUCAAGAAGGAGCUGGAGGAGAUGAAACAGGGCAAGAAGUGGAGCCUGGAGGACGACGACGACGACGACGAUGACACGCCCGAUGGAGAAGGCAAAGGAGAGCCCAAGGAGGGCGAGGAGGAUGACGUUGACCCGCUUGACGCCUACAUGGAGGAAGUGAAGCAGGAGGUGAAGAAGUUCAACAUGGGAGGCGUGAAAGGAAACGACGCGAAAGGAGCAACGGUCACCAAAGUUGUGACGGUGGUUAAAACCAAAAAAGGACCUCAGACUCAUAAGAAGAAGGGCGAGUUGAUGGAGAAUGACCAGGAUGCAAUGGAGUACUCAUCAGAGGAGGAGGAAGUGGACCUCCAGACAGCGCUGACUGGCUUUCAGACCAAGCAGAGGAAGAUCCUGGAGCCCGUGGACCACGGCAAGAUCCAAUACGAGCCUUACCGCAAGAACUUUUAUGUGGAGGUGCCCGAUCUGGCCAGGAUGUCCGUCGACGAGGUGAACGCGUACCGGAGUGAACUGGAGGGGAUUACGGUGAAAGGGAAGGGAUGCCCUAAGCCAAUCAAAACGUGGGUGCAAUGCGGCGUCUCCAUGAAGAUCCUCACUGCCCUCAAGAAGCAAGGUUACGAGAAGCCCACCCCUAUCCAGGCCCAAGCCAUCCCCGCCAUCAUGUCGGGCCGAGACCUUAUCGGUAUCGCUAAAACGGGCAGUGGCAAAACUAUUGCCUUCUUGCUGCCCAUGUUCAGACACAUCAUGGACCAGAGACCCCUGGAAGAGUCUGAGGGACCCAUUUCUGUGAUCAUGACGCCCACCAGAGAGCUGGCCUUGCAGAUCACCAAGGAGUGCAAGAAGUUCUCCAAAUCGCUGGGACUCAAUGUGGUGUGCGUCUACGGGGGCACGGGGAUCAGUGAACAGAUUGCCGAGCUGAAGCGAGGAGCCGAGAUUAUUGUGUGCACGCCGGGGAGAAUGAUUGACAUGUUGGGUGCUAACAGCGGUCGCGUCACUAACCUACGCAGAGCUACGUACGUGGUGCUAGACGAAGCUGACCGGAUGUUCGACAUGGGCUUCGAGCCGCAGGUCAUGCGCAUCGUGGACAACGUUCGUCCGGACAGGCAGACGGUGAUGUUCUCUGCUACCUUUCCCAGAGCAAUGGAGGCGCUGGCUCGCCGGAUCCUGGCUAAACCCCUGGAGAUCCAGGUGGGCGGACGCAGCGUGGUUUGCUCCGACGUCGAGCAGCAUGUGCUGGUGAUUGAGGAAGACCAAAAGUUCUUGAAGCUGCUGGAAAUACUUGGCCACUAUCAGGAGAAGGGCUCAGUCAUCAUCUUCGUCGACAAGCAGGAACACGCCGAUGGCCUCCUCAAAGACCUGAUGAAGGCCUCGUACCCGUGCAUGUCCCUGCAUGGAGGCAUUGACCAGUACGACAGAGACAGCAUCAUCAACGACUUCAAGAAUGGUGCUUGCCGCCUGAUGGUGGCCACGUCUGUUGCGGCGCGAGGGCUGGAUGUCAAGCAGCUCAUCCUGGUGGUCAACUACAACUGCCCUAACCAUUACGAGGACUACGUGCACAGGGCCGGACGCACAGGCAGAGCGGGCAACAAGGGCUACGCCUACACAUUCAUCACGGAGGACCAGGUCCGAUAUGCUGGCGACAUCAUCAAAGCCUUGGAGCUGUCCGGUUCCCCUGUCCCGGCCGCCUUGGAACAGCUGUGGGCCUCAUUCAAAGAUCAGCAGAAAGCGGAGGGCAAGACCAUCAAGAGCAGUAGCGGCUUCUCGGGCAAAGGCUUCAAGUUCGACGAGACCGAGCACGCUUUGGCCAACGAGAGGAAGAAGCUCCAAAAGGCCGCGCUCGGUUUGCAGGAUUCUGAUGACGAGGACGGAGCACUGGAUAUUGAGGAGCAGAUUGAGAGCAUGUUCAACUCCAAGAAGCGGGUGAAGGACCUGAUGGCUCCCGGAGCGGCAGCGGGCGCGGGGGGUUCGUCUGGAGCUUCCGCGGGCUCGCUUAGCGGGCUCUCGGGCCUGGGGCCCACGUCUGCCGGAAACAUCCAGAAGCUGGAGAUGGCUAAGCGACUGGCACUCAAGAUCAAUGCCCAGAAGAACCUAGGAGCGGAAGCUCAAGAUGUGAUGCAGCAGGCCACCAACGCCAUUCUGCGAGGCGGCACCAUCCUGACGCCCUCGGUUUCGGCCAAGACCAUUGCUGAGCAGCUGGCCGAGAAGAUCAACGCCAAGCUCAACUACACGCCGGUGGAGAAACUGGAGGAGGAGCGGCAGGCUUCUGAGCAAUCAGAGACCGUCAAACGCUACGAGGAGGAGCUGGAGAUCAACGACUUUCCACAGACGGCCAGGUGGAAGGUGACUUCCAAAGAAGCCCUACAGAGGAUUGGCGAGUACUCGGAAGCUGCCAUCACCAUCAGAGGAACCUACUUCCCUCCGGGCAAGGAGCCGAAAGAGGGAGAGCGCAAAAUCUACUUGGCCAUUGAAAGCGCAAAUGAGCUGGCUGUGACGAAGGCGAAAACCGAGAUUACACGUCUCAUCAAGGAAGAACUCAUCAGAUUACAAAACUCCUACCAGCCGACCAGUAAAGGACGAUACAAAGUGUUGUAA